UACCCAUUUCCAGUUAUCCCAGUCUCCAGUCUACUGCUGGCCACUGUUGUCGGUUCAAAAUUUAGUUGAGCACAGCCACAGCCAUGAUCAGAUCAAUGUCUUGCCUGUUGGUGGCCUCUCUAUUAGCCGUUACCGUCUCCUCGGCGACGACGUCAACUCAAACUGGAGCGGACCUCGUCUCCGUCAUUCUUGCGUCUAUCAAAGGCCGAAAUGAAAUGGAUAGCGUCGCCAGGUACUUGGAAAUGUCUCGUGACGCAUUGGCCAAAGAAUUGCCUCUGGAAAGUUCAGGCCGCAAAUUGAGUUACACUUUCUUUGCACCGACGUCGUUUGCCUUCACGAUGCAAAUGCCACUAGACGCGGUCGAUCCGCUCGUCGUGGACGAAAGUCUCCGCAACAAGGUCCUGACUCGCCACUUUGCACGGCAACGUGUCUCGUCCGACGAUUUGUCUAAAUUGGACAAACUCGUCAUGGCCGAUGCCAAAGAAGCUGCCCUCACCCGCACUGCUGACACGAAAACCAAUCGGAUCAACAAUGCGGAAAUUCAGCCGGGAGCCAUUCAACUGUCCAAUAAUUUGGGCACCGUCUAUUUUGUCGAUCGAGUGUUUAUGACCGGCGAGGAAGUCGGCGAGGCCAUCAGAGCCCAUUCCGUGAAAAAUCCCAAUUCCGGUUUCGGCCUUUUUGGCGUGCCUCCACCUCCCGAUGCCCCCGUAUUCCUCCCUAGGCAAUGAGCAAUCAGAUUUCUCAUUACGUAUACGUUACGUACUCCAGCACUCCGUCGUACUGUAUUGUUCACGUUUUUAUUGUUUCCUCUCUGUCGCUUCAGUCCAUUGCUCCCCAUCACAUUCGCAACAAUGGAGCAAAUUGCCCUUUUUUUCCAAAAUACACUUGAUAAUGCGACACACGGA
Daphnia pulicaria is the source of this 905-nucleotide messenger RNA. RefSeq lists its product as uncharacterized. The coding region runs from base 84 to 728 and encodes 214 amino acids. The record is from RefSeq and is a predicted model, not a curated record. NCBI's taxonomy places the organism in Eukaryota, Metazoa, Arthropoda, Branchiopoda, Diplostraca, Daphniidae. The transcript is spliced from 3 exons.